Culicoides brevitarsis is the source of this 2981-nucleotide messenger RNA. It is a transcript of the gene Mitf, whose product is annotated as basic-leucine zipper transcription factor A. The record is from RefSeq and is a predicted model, not a curated record. The coding region runs from base 1 to 2382 and encodes 793 amino acids. Gene Ontology annotation, molecular function: RNA polymerase II cis-regulatory region sequence-specific DNA binding; protein dimerization activity; DNA-binding transcription factor activity, RNA polymerase II-specific. Gene Ontology annotation, cellular component: nucleus. Lineage: Eukaryota; Metazoa; Arthropoda; Insecta; Diptera; Ceratopogonidae. Gene Ontology annotation, biological process: regulation of transcription by RNA polymerase II. The transcript is spliced from 8 exons.
AUGAAUGAAUCUGGCAUCGAUAUGGACUACGACUUUGACUGCGAUACGUUUCUCCAUGAUGCAUUCAAGUUACUCGAAGGCUCACAUGACGGCACGUUCUACGAACUCAAAUCGAAAUCCGUGUCACCCAUGGCGCUAGAGCAAAUCGCGAGAGAAUCACAAGUGAUGGAAAAUCAAGUGAUGGAUACCUCACCUGCAAUGCCCGCCGCAGCUACGUCUUCGUCGUCAUCUGGCAUGGAAUUGCCUCUGCCGGACUUUGGUCGCAUCUAUCACAGUGCGCCGCCCGAAACGAUUCGCCCGACUGUCAUAAAGAGUCGCAAGAAAUACAUGUACGACCUGAAUAACAACAAAAAUAUCUUCGCCGAUGACAGCCAACGUUCCAACAUUGCUGCCGAUAGUAAUUGUAGCAAUGUGACGACGACGACGACGCGACAUUCGUCACACCCAAGCGAAAAUUGGUACGUGCCGACGACGAUGAGUAACAAAAGUUUUCCGUAUGAAAAUUCCUUUGUGAAUCCAAGUUUCUUCCAUCAUCGCGAUGUGUCGCGUCGCGAUUCGCUGGACUCCCUUCCGCCGCCGCUGGAAGACACCGACAUCGAAACUGUCAAAGUUCAAGUGGGCAUCGACGAUGAUCUCCAGAUGAUUUUGGAUCUUGAUCCGAGUAUCGUGGAUCUCGGUACGACACCAACGACAGUUACAAUUUCCGAUCAACAAGUCACCGGAUUGCCUCCGAUCACUGGAGGUCCAACGUUCAAAACAGUCGUUCCCACAUCUCGCACGCAACUAAAGCAACAAUUGCAGCGCGAGCAACUGCAAGAACUGGAACGACGAGAAGCCGAAAAACAGCAACAAUUGCAGCAGCAACAACAAUCGCAAAGUGCCAGUUCAUCCGCUUCCUCGUCGCCAGCUGUCAAAGUUCCGGUUCACGUGGAUGUCGUUGAUGUUCCUCCAAACAUUUUGCAGGUCAAAACUAAACUGGAGAACCCAACGCGAUAUCACGUCAUCCAAAAGCAAAAGAACCAAGUCAAGCAAUAUUUGAGUGAGUCGUAUAAGCAGGCGCACAAUUGGUCGCCAACGCCAAGCAAAAGUGAUGGAAUUGCGGAAAAUUCGCAUCUGAUGCGACCCGCAAACUCGUAUACGCCAACAAAUCAAGUGCCAGCUGCGGUCGAGCAGAAAAGUCAAAGUUACGAGUACGGGAAAUUGAUGCAUAUUCAGAAUCAAACGUUGAUGAGCAAUAAUGGGCCGAAUACGGCGCCACAUAGUACGGGCACGAAUGGGGCACAAUUUUACUUUUCGGGAAGGUUUUCGAAUGUGACAGCAAGUCCGUCGGAGUCGGCGAUGUCACCGAGUAUCAGUAGUGUGGCAACGAGUGCUUCGGAGGCCGAAGAUGUGCUCGAGGAGCUUUUCCUGGACUACGAUUCGCGAUCCCUGAACGAAGCACUGAAGCUGGACUCGUCGUCGUUGUCAUCGUCCGACAUCAAAAUCAAACAGGAACCGUCAUUUUCGGAGGCAGAGGCACGCGAUCGCCAAAAGAAGGACAACCAUAACAUGAUUGAACGACGUCGUCGCUUCAACAUCAACGAUCGCAUCAAGGAACUCGGAACACUGCUGCCGAAAAACAACGAUCCCUACUACGAGGUUGUGCGUGAUGUGCGUCCCAAUAAGGGAACAAUCCUUAAAUCUUCUGUGGAUUACAUCAAAUGCCUGAAACACGAAGUCAGUCGUCUCAAACAAACGGAAUCGCGUCAAAAGCAAAUAGAAUACGAGAAUCGGAAAUUACUGCAGAGGAUUCAAGAAUUGGAGAUGCAAGCUAAGGCAAAUGGACUUCCGUUGCAAGAUUAUAACUGGAAUACAACAACGAAUUAUCGAACAACGAACGGACAUUACAAUUCCAAUCGUAGUUCAAGUCCUUCGUUGAUGACGGAUGUUGGAGCGAUUCCUGACGUUGUAAGUGAAGCUGCCAACAUGGGACUGCGACACCCAAUGGAAGAUUUCAUGGAUGACGAGCAUCCCGUAAACGGCGAUCCAAUGUUAUCGCACAACUUGCUAAGUGCCCCGCACUCGCCAUCUUCCUCAUCGCAUUCGUCGAACAACAACAACAACCACCAUUCAUCGAGUGGCUCCCAUCACACGAGUCACCAUCAUCACCAUUCGCACCAUCAUCCGCAUCACAACAGCUUACAUACCUCACAUACUCUCGAUCUUAACCACACAGAUCCCCUCUUGUCGUCGUCCCACCAACACAACGUCGAUAUCAGUCACUGCAUCGAUCCGUUGCUCGCGAAUCACCUGCUUGGCUCGCCAGCUGCGCAUCGGGCGCCGCACGACGUCCUGCAAUCCGACACAGAUUCGCUCGUCAGCGACAUGGAUAUGGUUGCGUGACCUUGGCUUGUCGAUCAACGAAAAAUGUGCCUUGAAUAUUUUUGUUUUUGUAUUAGAACCGUCGUUGUUGCGACGCUGUGUUUCUGACGGAGACGGAGCGACAACGUGUAAAAACCACUUAAAAUUAGCAAACCGCCGGCAAUAUGCAAUAUUAUAAUUAUUUAGUAGACGAAGUGCUGUUUUCUGUUAAUGUAUUAUAAAAAUUUAAUAUAAAAAGUACUUCGUUAUGUUUUUUUUUGUUUGUUUUAAAAUAAAUAAUAAUUGAUUAGAUAGCCUUUAAACUUAACACGUAGUUAGUUCAUAUUAUUAUCGAAAUAAGUGUUGAAUCGUUUUAUGAUAAAAAAAAAAUAUUUUUUAUAAAUAUCGCACGUCUUUAUUUUCGCAAAAGCCCCAAGCUCACACUACCUCAAGAAAAAAGCUUCAAAAUUAUUUUAAAAAAUUAAAAAUUCAGGAAAAAAUUUUAAAACAAAACAUUCCACUUUUACCUGAAUUUUAUUUUAACAAAAAAUUGUAAAAAAAAAAUAUUUUUUUGAGUUAAAAUUUAAAUUGUGCGAAAAUUUUACCAUAAAAAAGAGAGUUACUAAUUCAUAGUCAUUUGA